AUCAAUUCAUGUCAUUUGUUUGAUUGUGUCGUUGAUGUUGUUGACCAUUGGAUCGGUAGUCGUUGUCGUCGACUCCGAGGAUUUCUGUUAUGAAUACGUGAAAAAUGGCCAUAAAAUUGAUUUUUCAUUUCGUUUAUAUGAAUACAAUUCAAAUUUUGAUAAAGAGUUUCAAAAGUACUUUUUUAUUGGCGAUAAAUACUGGAAGUUGUCAUACAAUGACGGAUCAAAAGCUGAUAGAAAUGUUACCAUUGAUAGGGAAAGUGCCGGUUAUUCUAACUGGUUGUCCGGCGAGAAGUAUUCAAUGGUAUGGUAUGUCUACUAUAAGGCUGACUAUAAAAAAGAUUAUUGUCGUGUCGGUGCUCUACAGAAAAACUUAAAAGCUAUUGAUUGGGCCGUCCUUUACGCUGAUACCCUAAAUUAUAAACAAUUGUUUAAUACAACAAACAUUACAUUUGCCGCCAAUUUUAGACCAAUAUUGGCCUGGCUAUCGAUUCCCUAUCAAGUAAUGUAUAGAGUCAUCACAUUUAUGUCCGACUCGGGUUCAACCAAAUCGUAUAACUUUAAUGAUCCAAACAAACCAAAUGAAGACAUUUCUAUGAUUAGUCAAUAUCAACGACCAAUUCUUGAAGGAAAACAAGAACAAGAAGUUUAUAAAAACUAUCCAUUGAUGGCAAUUAUUGGACAGUAUAGCUAUAAUGAUUGUGGAUGUAGUGAUGGGAACUGUUGUAGCACUAAAGUAGAUGGACAGGGAUCUAUUGUGUUUAUGAAUGUCAACAAAACUAUUCAGUACUGUUAUGUAGGGAUACCUCAAAGUGAGUGUAAACCCAAGACAUUGAUCGACUGUUCCGAUACUACUUUAACAACAACUGGCGGUCCAUUGAGUGGUAAAUCAAAAUUAAUUAUUACUUUAGUAUUGGUUAUCAUCGGUAUUGUACUAUUCGUCCUCAUUGUCGCUAUAAUUUGUUGUCUCAGAUACCAUGGAUUAUCUGGAAAUAAUGGUUCAUCGGUGUCGUUAUCCAAACAGUCUGGCAUCAAGUCUUCCCAAUCGAAGAAAUCAAAAAAAUCAAAAAAGAAGACAAUGAGUAGUCCAUCGACAACAGGAAGUUCAUCGAAAACUGGCGAUCAAUCGAAACAAACGAUUUCAAAAACGGUAUCAAAAACUCCAUCAAAAGGUGGUAUUUCUGGUCAUUUCGGACCCUGGGGUCGGAAUAAUUGGAAACAAUUGGGUAGACAUAUCAGUGAUAAAUACAGCAAACCAGAGAUCAUUACAUUCCUCAGCGAUAAAUGUAUUAUUGAUAUAACGUGUGGUUCACAUCAUUCACUGGCGCUGACCAGUGAUGGCACUGUCUAUGGUUGGGGUCUUAGCAGAUACGGACAGUGCGGUUGCGGACAACUAAUUACUUAUAUUAAAAGGUAUAACGAGUGGGGUAUACUUGGUUUGGGUCACAACAUAGGUGUCAAUGAACCACAAGUUAUACCAGAAUUGUGUAAUAAAAUGGUUAAUAAGUUUAGUAUUGGAAACGAGUUUGGGUUGUGUAUAACAAGUGAUAAACAAAUAUAUAGCUGGGGUUUGAAAACUAAAAAACAAUUGGGUAGACAUACCAAUGAUGAGUAUAGCAAACCAGAGAUUAUUACAUUUCUCAGCGAUAAAUGUAUUAUUGAUAUAACGUGUGGUUAUAAUCAUUCACUGGCGCUGACCAGUGAUGGUUUUGUCUAUGGAUGGGGUCAUAACAGUAGAGGACAGUGCGGUUGCGGACAACAAACUGAAUAUAUUCUUAGUCCAACUCGUGUUAAAUUUCCCACAAAUACUAUCAUUAAAUCAAUUUGCUUCCAAUUGGUGUUCAUUUGCCAUAACAAGUGA
Messenger RNA from Oppia nitens, 1861 nucleotides. RefSeq lists its product as uncharacterized. NCBI's taxonomy places the organism in Eukaryota, Metazoa, Arthropoda, Arachnida, Sarcoptiformes, Oppiidae. The transcript is spliced from 7 exons. The record is from RefSeq and is a predicted model, not a curated record. Gene Ontology annotation, molecular function: guanyl-nucleotide exchange factor activity. Gene Ontology annotation, cellular component: cytoplasm. Bases 35 to 1861 code for a protein of 608 amino acids.